Sesamum indicum (sesame) is the source of this 1407-nucleotide messenger RNA. Its product is annotated as NAD(P)-binding Rossmann-fold superfamily protein. Gene Ontology annotation, cellular component: membrane. Gene Ontology annotation, molecular function: oxidoreductase activity. Lineage: Eukaryota; Viridiplantae; Streptophyta; Magnoliopsida; Lamiales; Pedaliaceae. The record is from RefSeq and is a predicted model, not a curated record.
AUAAUCUAGAACUCAUCGUAAUUUAGUUCACAACGAGCCGACUUCUGUACUGUUUCUGCGUAUUCUGGCUAUAAACUCCACUACCGAAUCUUUGCUCCAUCAGAAGCUGGAAAAUCGAGAACUGAUGCUGAGCCUUAUAUUUUCUUCAUUAUUCGUUGUUGUUUCAGCAGCAUUCUUGUUCAGAUUCCUCAAAGCUGAUGGGGAUCUAACGUUGCUGUCGAAGAAGCACGUGAAGCGCGAAGAAAUUGAGGAUAAGGUUAUAUGGAUUACUGGAGCCAGCCGCGGUAUUGGGGAAGUUCUUGCUAAACAACUUGCACAAUUGGGAGCAAAGCUCAUUAUCUCUGCUCGAAAUGAAGUGGAACUGCAACAUGUCAAGAAACAGCUAACUGGAAAACAUGCACCAGAUGAGGUGAUGAUUUUGCCUUUGGAUUUGACUUGGGGGGAGGAAUACCUGGGAGAAGCAGUACAGAAAGCAGAAUCAUUUUUUGGUGGUGCUGGUGUGGAUUACAUGUUCCAUAAUGCAGCAUUUGAGCGCCCAAAAUCAAUGGCAUUAGAUGUGGCAGAAGAAAGUCUUAAGGCAACAUUUGAUGUCAAUGUUCUGGGGCCAAUAUCUCUGACAAAACUCCUGUUACCUCACAUGUUGAAGCGGGGCAGAGGACAUUUUGUUGUGAUGAGCAGUGCUGCAGGCAAGGCGCCUGCACCAGGCCAGGCUGUGUACUCUGCCUCCAAAUUUGCUGUGAAUGGCUAUUUUCACACCCUUCGAUCUGAGCUUUGUCGAAGAGGGAUCAAGGUAACUGUUGUUUGUCCGGGGCCUGUGAAGACGUCAACUAGGACUGAAGCAAGCACGACAGAACAGAAAGGUUCUGGUGAGAAGCGAGUAUCAGCAGAGAGGUGUGCUGAGCUCACGAUAAUUGCUGCAAGCCAUGGUCUGAAGGAAGCUUGGAUAUCAUAUCAGCCCGUGCUUGCUGUCUUGUACCUGGUGCAGUAUAUGCCAACGGUUGGAUACUGGCUCAUGGAUAAGAUUGGGGAAAAGCGGGUAGUAGUUGCUGCUCAGAAGGGGAACACAUACUCAGUAGGCUUACUUUUCGGGAAAAAUAAGGAAUCAUGAAACCGAUAGAUGAUCGAUGAACACUGGAUUAAACUUUGAAGGAGAGAAGAAUAAGAACACAGCUCUUAAAAUGCAGGAAGGGACUAAAUGUAUUGUUCCCUUCUGUGCCCCUCGUUCUUUUUUGGGUGUUUAUGAACUUUCCCGCUCCUGUGCACCUGCCCUCAUGUAUUGCAGAAAAAUCAUGUCUAUUUUGUGGCAAUUUUGCUGGCCUUGGAUAACCUCCAAGUUACAGGCAAAUGUAAAAAUUGUGAUCCCAAGAAAUUUGCUCCAAUAUUUCAUAGUUUAGAUGAAUUUUUCAA